CGCCCUCCAACUGCGCAUGCGCCCAACAUAUUUUCGCUGCAGCAGAUUUUUCUUUCCUUUAAAAAAACAUUUCUUCUGCAUAGUGAGUGUAACUUUAUGGCCAAAUACAUGAGGCCCCCAUGCUCGUCUUUGUUCGUCAGAAACAUCUCCGAUGAGUCCAGGCCUGAGGAUUUGCGGCGUGAGUUUGGCCGCUAUGGGCCUGUAGUAGAUGUCUACAUCCCACUUGACUUCCAUACACGCCGACCAAGAGGAUUUGCAUACAUUCAAUUUGAGGAUGUGCGUGAUGCAGAGGACGCUCUUCACAGUCUGGACAGGAAGUGGGUUUGUGGCCGGCAGAUUGAAAUCCAGUUUGCCCAGGGUGACAGAAAGACACCAAAUCAGAUGAAGACAAAGGAGAGGCAUUCUCCGGGCAGAUCGUCUCGAUACGACGACCACGAUCGGGACAGCCGGCGCAGGCGUUCGCGUAGCCGCAGCAACGAGCGGUACAGAUCACGCAGCCCCUCUUAUGAUCGCCAUCGCAGGCGAUCGGAGAGUCCUCGAGAAUCUCGUGGACAGGUGUAUGGCAGAGGAAGAAGCAGGAGUCGUGACAAUGAGAGAUACCGGCAGAGACCUCGAAGAGAGUCCAGAGCGAGAUCCCGCUCCAAAUCUGCAUCUCCACGAGAGAACGCCAACCCUUCAUCGUCUUCCCAUUACCCAGAGGAAGAAGUGCGACGGGCCCACUCCCCAACCCGCUCCAAGUCCCGCUCUGCUUCAAGAUCACGUUCUCGUUCCCGGUCCCGAUCCUGGGCCGGACGUAAGUCAGGAGGACGCUAGGAAAGUACCCCCCCCCCCCCUUUUAUCCGCCGUUAUGUCAGAUGCACCUGAGUUGGUUCAUUUGUCAAAUGUUUGUUUUGACAUGAAUGUAACGUCCGCUGAAGCAUUUGUAGAAAGCUUGUUUUCGCAGAUCCCGUUUUAAGAAAAAUGUCGGUCCUUCGCUUGCUUUUAUAAAAUUGUAUUGGUGAGAUUCCUCCCGAUAUAAAUAUGAAACAGGUUUCAGUGCUAGUCGCCCAGGAAUAAUUAUCUUUUUUAUAUACUGUUACUGAUCAUUUUGUUUUCUAAUCCCUAUGCGUCAAUUUUUUCAAAAAAUAACAUUCAGUAUUUAAAAUUUGAAUCUGGUGACGAACCAAACCAUCGUUUCUGUGUGUCUUAACGCAAAUCAUUUACUUUAAACUUGACUGCUGAACUGAGCAGUAGCGUCAAGUAUGAAAGUACUGCGGGUAAAAUACACAGAUUCGCUGCUAUGGUCCUAAAGUGUUAAGAUGUCAUCGACCAUUGACGUUAAAAUGUACAUUAAUCUGUUUAAAUGUUGUGUGUUUUCUGUACGGUUUUCAAAAGGUAUUAUUUUUGGAACAAACGUUUUCUCUUGGUGUUUACUCGGCCGUGUUGAUGGUUUUUCAUUUAAUCCCGUCACUGCAUGUUUAAUCUCCUAAUCUUCUACCUUUAUGAUGAAGAAACUGUUAUUUUCAGUAAUAAAUGGAUAACGUUCAGAAUAAGGAA
Molecule: messenger RNA, 1536 nt
Organism: Notothenia coriiceps (black rockcod)
Lineage: Eukaryota; Metazoa; Chordata; Actinopteri; Perciformes; Nototheniidae
Product: serine/arginine-rich splicing factor 10-like
Exons: 6
Coding region: 97-813 (238 amino acids)
Molecular function (GO): RNA binding
Source: RefSeq, a predicted model, not a curated record